GCUGCCUCCUCCUCCUCUAGAUGCACGCGUGUCUUUGUCGGUGAGCGUUAGCUGCACAUUUUCCUACUCGCCUCCAGUGUCCGUCGUUGACCUCGGGGAUUUUGCCUCUUCUUUUGCAGUCGUUAUUAAAGCAUAAGGCUGAGCCAUGCCGUCAGUCCCCUCCACCAAAGAGACCGCCGUCAAGGCCCCCGCGUGCCCUCACGCCGCCAAGCUGCUCCCCCACGGCAACGGAGACCUCAAGCUCCGGGAGGGCUCCUUCCCGCCGAAGGGCGCCGACAAGCUGCCGCCGAUGGCCGAAGACGAGCCGGACCUCAGCAUCCAGAUCAACACAAAGAGCGUCGCCGCGGAGAGGAAAUGGAUCCGGCCCGACCUCCCCAGUCGCUGCACCUGGAGCCUGGGAGCGGCCAAGGACGAGUCCCCCCACCCGCAGGUCGCGAGAGCCGCCGCAGCGACCAUUCUGCCGAACAUCCUGCACCGGAUCGGUGACACGCCGCUGGUUCGCAUCAACAAGAUCCCCAAAGUGUUUGGACUCAAAUGCGAAUUGUUGGCAAAGUGUGAGUACUUCAACGCCGGCGGGAGCGUGAAGGACCGCAUCAGCCUGCGGAUGGUGGAGGACGCAGAGAGAGCCGGGCUCCUCAAGCCGGGAGACACCAUCAUAGAGCCCACCUCUGGAAACACGGGUAUUGGCCUGGCUCUGGCUGCAGCUGUGAAAGGGUACCGCUGCAUCAUUGUCAUGCCCGAGAAAAUGAGCAUGGAGAAGGUGGACGUUUUGAGGGGACUCGGAGCCGAGAUUGUCCGCACGCCCACCAGCGCUCGCUUCGACUCCCCAGAGUCUCACGUCGGCGUCGCGUGGCGCCUUAAAAACGAGAUCCCCAACUCCCACAUCCUGGACCAGUACCGCAACCCGAGCAACCCGCUGGCCCACUACGACACCACAGCCGAGGAGAUCCUGGAGCAGUGUGACGGUAAACUGGACAUGCUGGUGGCGGGAGCAGGGACUGGGGGGACGAUCACAGGCGUCGCCCGCAAGCUGAAGGAAAGGUGCCCCAACAUCAAAAUAGUCGCUGUUGACCCAAAAGGCUCCAUCCUGGCGGAGCCCGAGGAGCUUAACAAGACGGAUAAGACCCAGUACGAGGUGGAGGGCAUCGGGUACGACUUCAUCCCCACCGUGCUCGACCGGUCGGUCGUGGAUAGCUGGUACAAGUCGGAUGACGAGGAGUCCUUCAACAUGUCUCGCAUGCUGAUGCGAGAGGAGGGCCUGCUGUGCGGUGGCAGCUCCGGGACGGCCAUGGCAGCUGCAGUACACGCCGCCAAGGAGCUCAAGGAGGGCCAGCGCUGUGUGGUCAUCCUGCCGGACUCCGUCCGCAACUACAUGUCCAAGUUCCUGAGUGACAAGUGGAUGCUCCAGAAGGGCUUCCUGAGUGAGGAGGACCUCAUGGUGAAGAAACCAUGGUGGUGGAACCUGAAGCUGCAGGCUUUGAACCUCUCCGCCCCCCUCACCGUGCUGCCUACCGUCAAUUGUCAGAGGACCAUCAAAAUCCUGAAGGAGAAGGGCUUCGACCAGGCGCCUGUGGUGGAUGAGGCUGGGUUGAUCCUGGGCAUGGUGACUUUAGGGAACAUGUUGGCCUGUAUUCUAGCUGGGAAGAUCAAGGUGUCCGACCCCGUCAGCAAAGUGCUCUACAAGCAGUUCAAACAGAUUCGUCUCACUGAUCAUUUGGGAAAGUUAUCCCGCAUUCUGGAGACGGACCACUUUGCGCUGGUGGUACAUGAACAGAUCCAAUACUUGACGGACGGGUCUCCGUGUCUGAAGCAGAUGGUUUUCGGGGUGGUGACGGCCGUCGACCUGCUCAACUUUGUGACAGGGCGGGAAAGAAGGGAGCGAUCCAUGUCGGAGUCCACCGACGAGCUGAACUAAACUGAUGCAAAUAACAUUUCUCUCACUUGCAUAACAAACACAAUAACAACUUUGGUUAGAUGUGUCUCAAAUGUGACAGUUAAUCUUUUGAGGGUUUUUGAUUGAGGUUUCUUAUUUAGAAAAAGAAAAUCAGAUUCAUUUUGUAUUUUUUGCAGGGUUACUUAUAGUUUUAAACGUUUGAUUAUUACUUAUUAUAGGUCAUUGUAGCGUUCACAGCAUUUUUUUUAAACUUUGUUACUUGUAGAAUGUUUUCUGUUUUCUAUCUAAAAUGGAGGCAUCUGUGUUGCUGAUUUAUUUGUCUGAAUAUUACAAGAUUGUUUUUUCUUUGGCCUUUUGUAUCAAUCAAACAUCAGAUAUAAGACAAAAUCUAUUAAUUUAAUUGAUAAAGAAUAGACAUGUAGAUUGCUGCUGUACAUGCACACAUUAUAUUUCCAAUGCUGCUUAUGAUGUGUUGCCCGUUUCAUUUGUGUUCCUUGUAAACACAAACAGCGUAUACAUGCGGGCGGUAAUCAAGAUUUCUUUAAACACUUUUGCCAGAGUGACUGUGACUGACUGAAAAUGCAAAGUUUCCUUGAAUGUAGUUUAAUCAAAGCUGUCUGAAAUGUUUUGUAUUGCAUCCUUUUUGCCUCAGAAUGUGUAUGAUUAAAUCAAGUUUAAAUCAAU
Pungitius pungitius (ninespine stickleback) is the source of this 2578-nucleotide messenger RNA. Its product is annotated as cystathionine beta-synthase-like. Lineage: Eukaryota; Metazoa; Chordata; Actinopteri; Perciformes; Gasterosteidae. The record is from RefSeq and is a predicted model, not a curated record. Bases 146 to 1915 code for a protein of 589 amino acids. Gene Ontology annotation, cellular component: cytoplasm. The transcript has 15 exons. Gene Ontology annotation, molecular function: cystathionine beta-synthase activity.